CUCUUAUUAUCAGAACGCGUGACCAAAAUCAGAGGAAAACACUGAACAUUUAAGUAUUUAACUAAACGUGGCAUUAUCUAUACAUACCUGCAACGGAUAGAAGAUCAUAAUUAUCAGCAGCCUUAAUCCUAAAACUCCUAAUUUGAUCGGUUUGUCAGAAGAUGUCAUUCCCUCCUCAUCUGAACCCGAUACCCCAGUUACCCCCUGGCAUUUCUGCCACACAGUUUGGAGGGUUUCCCACCUCUAUCCCUACAGCGAGUCCAAUAAUUCCAAUGCAUAUGGGAAUGAUGCCUCCAUCCCCAGCGGUUUUGGUACCAACUACAGUGCAAUUAGUUCAGAAGCCACUGGGGCUGACUAGGGAGGCUAUUGCCACCUGUACCAAGGAGCUAGAGGAAGGUACCGGUGCCAACACGGGGCCGACCACCACAGUGUUUGUGGGAGACAUCUCAGAAAAGGCCUCUGACAUGCUGGUGCGGCAGCUGUUGGCGAAAUGUGGUUUGGUCCUCAGCUGGAAAAGAGUCCAGGGGGCUUCUGGAAAACUGCAAGCGUUUGGUUUCUGUGAGUACAAAGAGCCUGAGUCAACACUGAGAUCUCUCCGACUUCUUCAUGAGCUGCAAGUGGGAGAUAAGAAGUUACUUGUGAAAGUGGAUGCAAAGACCAAAGCUCAGCUGGACACCUGGAAGGCCAAUCAGAAGAGAUCAAAUGGGACUCCUCAGUUUAGAGAAGAUGCUACAGCUGAAGAGGUUCUGGAUGAUGAGACAAAGCGACGUGAUCAGAUGGUGAAGGGUGCUAUCGACAGUCUGAUCCGGGAGUAUUCCAGUGAGCUCACGGCCUCCUCACAGGAUGCUGAAGCCCAUCAACGCAAGAAACGUAGAGAGAAGAAGGAGAAUGAUAUAAAUGCCAUGGAGAUGGAGGAUGACAAGCGAGACCUGAUUUCCAGAGAGAUUAGCAAAUUCAGAGACACGCACAAGAAACUGGAGGAGGAGAAGGAUAGAGAACGACAGCAGGUUGAGAAAGACAGGGGAGACAGGGACAAAGAGAGGGAACGAGAGAGAGAACGACGUGAUCGGGAGAGGGAUAAGGAGCGUGAGAGAGAGAGGCAGAAGGAGAGAGAAAAGGAGCGAGAGAGAGAGCGUGACCGCGAAAGAACGAAGGAGAAAGAAAAAGAGCGGGAAAAAGAAAGAAUUCGUGAUCAAAGUACAGUCCGAAGCAGAUCAAGGGAGAGAAGUCGAGAAGAAAAGAAAAGAGAGCGAGAAGAGGACGAGGAGGAGACUUACGAACGCCGCAAGCUGGAAAGAAAGCUACGUGAAAAGGAGGCAGCCUAUCAGGAGCGCCUGAAGAACUGGGAGAUCAGAGAGAGGAAAAAAUCAAGGGAUUACAUUAAAGAUGAGGAGAGAGAUGAGGAAAGAUGCAGGGAGAUGAGUAAAGAAGCGAAGCGAUUGAAAGAGUUCCUAGAGGAUUAUGAUGAUGACAGAGAUGAUCCUAAAUACUACAGGGGCAGCGCGCUGCAGAAGCGAUUGAGGGACAGAGAGAAAGAGCUGGAAUUCGAUGAGAGGGACAGAAAGAGAGAGAAAGAUGAACUGGAGGAGAUCAGACAGAGACUUCUAGCAGAGGGACACCCAGACCCUGAUGCUGAACUUCAGAGGAUGCAGCAGGAGGCCGAGAGGGUGUACCAGCCUCCUCAAAAGCAGGAGCAGAGCGAGGAGGUGAAUCAAAUCUCCUGUGAGGAGCAUCAGAGAAAAGGAUGCACCGAGCAGGAGGCAUGCUCCUCAGACAAUAAUGUCACAGACCAAGAGGAAGAUGAGGACAAAGAUGAUGACCGAGAGCACAAGCCAUGCUUGAAGCCCACGCUCAGACCUGUUACCACAGUGCCCUCCAUCUCUUCUACCAGCGGCAACGGCACACCACUUACACCCGAAAGUGAAUCACCACAAUGUGUCAACACUCUGCAUGAGAACUCUUCACAUGAGGCUCCGCCCACAGAGGAGAACAGGCCUAAAAUAGGCCUCAGUCUCAAACUGGGUGCUGCGGGCAGUCCAAAAAUGCCCCAGGCAGUAAGACGAAAGGCUCUUGCUGCAGUGGACAGCGUCUUUAAUAAGUUUGCUGAAGAAGAGGCAGAGGAAACACCCAAGAAGAGGAAGCUGGUACCUCUGGACUACAGUGAAGAUGAGAAGGGAGGCCUGAGCUUGGAUGGGACAGAGGUCACGGGGUCACAGCCUGGUGUAAACACAGAAGAGAAACGAAAACAUAUCAAGAGUCUGAUUGAGAAAAUCCCCACAGUCAAACAAGAGCUGUUUAACUAUCAACUGGACUGGAACAUGGUGGACACGACGUUGAUGGACAGGAGGAUCCGCCCCUGGAUUAAUAAAAAAAUUAUAGAGUACAUUGGAGAGGAGGAGGCCACACUAGUCGACUUCGUCUGUUCUAAGAUUAUGGCUCACAGCACACCAGAGGGAAUUCUGGAAGAUGUUGCCAUGGUACUGGAUGAGGAGGCAGAAGUGUUUAUAGUGAAAAUGUGGAGACUUCUGAUUUAUGAAACAGAGUCCAAGAAAAUUGGCCUGGUGAAAUAACAUGGAGUGCUGAGCUGGACUGAGAGGGAUAGAAACGAGUAGGAGAGAGGAUAGUGACCUUGCAUAUCUCUCCAACUCUUAAAGCCUUUAAAUUAAAGUAUGGUGGGUGAACACCACAGAGAUACAGACUGCUGCACUUCCACUCUUCCUAUAUUCUCCAGGGAAUGAACUGCACAUCGUGGUGUGUGUGUGUGUGUGUGUGUGUGUGUGUGUGUGUGUGUGUGUGUGUGUGUCUGUCUGUCUGUCUGACUGCAUUUCCAAAAUUAAAAGGUUGAAAAUGCUGCUUAAAAGGAAUAUUCCUGGUUCAAUACAAGUUGAGCUCAAUUGACAUAAUUUGAUGCAUAAUGUUGAUUAACAGAAAUAAAUAUUUUGAAUUGUCCCCCCCCUUUAAAAAAAGCACAGGGUUACAGUGAGGCACUUACAAUGAAAGUAAAUAGGGCCAAUCUGUAAAUGUUAAAAUACUCACUGUUUCAAAAGUAAAGCCACAAGACGUAAACCAUAUGUGUGUUAACAUGACUUUAUUCUGAUGAAAUUACUUACUAACCUUUUCUAUGUAAAGUUAUAGCUAAUUUUACAGCUUUGUUUCCAUGACAAUGUAAUGUCGUAAACCCUAAAAUUACAGUGAAAACAACAUUUUAAACAACUUUACAGCUACAACAGAACACUUAAUGUAAAUACUUUUAUAAACUUAUAAGCUUCGCAUUUCUGACUUUUUUUAACCCUCCAAAAAUUGGCCCCAUUCACUUCCGUGUUAAGUGCCUUACAGCCGUAAUUUUAGCUUUUUUUUUUUUUUUUUAAAGAAAAGCAGGGACCAGUCAAUAAUUUUUUUUGUGCUAGUCAACAUUAUGCCACAAAUGCUGUUGAUUGAGCUUAACUUGUGCUGAACACAGAAUAUUCCUUUAAUGUACAGAAUAAAUGGGGAGUCUAGUUUGGCUGGCAGUUUUCCUUUGAUUCAGUUGUCUUAAUUCAUUUAGAUUGUUAUUUAAUUCUGUUCUGUCUCCAAAUAUUUGCACAACCAAGUUCAAUCAGAAGUUUUUCUUUAAUUAUUUAAGUGAACUCAGUUGGGUUUAACUGUAUGCCUGCCUCAUUACAAGAUAGUAUGAAGUCAUUUUCUGUGCACUGUAUUUACAAAAACAUUGUUUAAAUAAGAAUUAAUAUUUCAUAGCCUCAAUAAGUAGGCUCAGUGAAGUCUUACAUGGGAGUCUGUGAUGUGGGAUUUUCUGAAGGUUUUUGCACCAGUGGUUUUGAAUGUAGAGUACUUUGCACAUACCAGCCCAGUCAAAGAUUUGUUUCCAUGGUGAUUGAUUUGACUUUGAAAUAUUAAAAUGUUUGAUUUUGUAAACAA
Xyrauchen texanus (razorback sucker) is the source of this 3915-nucleotide messenger RNA. RefSeq names its product RNA binding motif protein 25a (gene rbm25a). Bases 162 to 2570 code for a protein of 802 amino acids. Lineage: Eukaryota; Metazoa; Chordata; Actinopteri; Cypriniformes; Catostomidae. The record is from RefSeq and is a predicted model, not a curated record. Gene Ontology annotation, cellular component: spliceosomal complex. Gene Ontology annotation, biological process: regulation of alternative mRNA splicing, via spliceosome; mRNA processing. The transcript has 18 exons. Gene Ontology annotation, molecular function: mRNA binding.